This is a messenger RNA of Toxotes jaculatrix (banded archerfish), 3634 nucleotides long. RefSeq names its product glucocorticoid receptor. The transcript has 10 exons. Gene Ontology annotation, molecular function: sequence-specific DNA binding; DNA-binding transcription factor activity; nuclear glucocorticoid receptor activity. The coding region runs from base 484 to 2925 and encodes 813 amino acids. Gene Ontology annotation, cellular component: nucleus. The record is from RefSeq and is a predicted model, not a curated record. NCBI's taxonomy places the organism in Eukaryota, Metazoa, Chordata, Actinopteri, Toxotidae. Gene Ontology annotation, biological process: nuclear receptor-mediated glucocorticoid signaling pathway; regulation of DNA-templated transcription.
AGUUUGCAGUUGAGUGCGCCAGGGCAACACGGCUGAAUUAUAUAACUUUAAUGUACUCACGGGUUUAAUGGCGCAACGGCAGAAUUUUGCGCCUCAGAUCUGACGAUUCAUUGCGGAUUUGUCGUGAGAUUGCGAACAAAGUGACCGAUCGAUCGCUCCCUCCCCCUCUACCGGCGUUAAAAGUUAUCGACAGAUCGGCGAAACGGCGCACACGGUGGAUCGCUAGGUCAGCGACGCUGUUGACUUUAGUUAUAAAAUAGUUGAUAUUGCGGACGAUGUUUUCCAGCCAUACGGGGAGAGAGGCGGCAACGAAUCCAGUUGACAUUUCACCACGCAACAUUACUACUGCAAGGAAGGGGUUUUACUUGGGAGCUUGACUGUGUGGACAUUGCGUUAUUUCUCCGAUUUUUUCCCUCCAGCUCGGACUUACGGGAAAUGACCUGACCGGUGGAGUGCAUUCCUUUUUCACUACAGGAUAAAGAAAUGGAUCAGGGUGGACUGAAGCGCAACGGUAAUCGAGACGACAGCCUGACAUUUGGGGAGACAGGAGUCGGAGUAGGCAGAGAUACAGGUGACACAGCUGGUUCACUGCUCCAGUCUGCAAUGCACCUGCCCAGCCCCGGGUCUCUGCCCCAGCCCACAGUGGCACCAAAUGGACGGGCUGGAACCAAAGACCAGGGGGAGUUUGGAGGCCUCUUUGAGUCCCCUCAGCGACAAGCCCUGUGUGAGGGGUCAGACAUGAAGGAGGAUAAAAACAUCACAAUGCAGAAACGACAACAACAACAACACCAGGAUAUUGGUAUGUUUACCAUGGAGGACAAUUUGCCGUUGCUGAACCAGAGCAUUUCCGAUCUUGACCGGAUGUCCACCUCUGUCAUCAACACCUCAGACAGCUCUGUCCUGGUCAACCUCCCUCUGCCUGACCUUUUCCCCCAGCGCAUCAAGCAGGAGGGGAGUUUUUCCCUGGAAAAGGACUUAGGAACUUACAGCGGACAUACAGGCACUGGUCCGUGUGAUUUGGAUGGCAACAGCAGUCGCCUAAUUGAGGAUGUUGAGAUUUGGCAAGACCUGGACCUUCCUAGUUCAUUGCCAGAAAUCAGUGAUUUUGAGUUGGAUUCAGAAGUGGCCCACUUGGAUAACAUCCUACAUGACAGCAGCGGUGUUGGUGGUCCUGACGGUGGCUUGCUAAAGGAAACAAAGCCACUGGUGGGUAACGGAGGAAACUGUACCAAUGUGAACGGCACGGACCAGCAGCACCCCAUACACCAUCAUCAUCACCAGCAGCAGCAGCAGCAGCACCACCUACUACAGCACCAGCAGCAUCAGCUUCACCAUCAACAUCAGCAGACUCCAUCUCUUCUCUCCAGCGUUAUGAUCAAGGAAGAGAAAGACCCCGACGACUCUUUCAUCCACAUCCGUACCCCUGGUGUAGUCAAACAGGAGAAACAGGACAGCGCUGGUUUCUGCCAGUCACAGUGUCUCCAGAGCAGCAUGAGCUCUCUCCAUGGAGGAGGUCCAAUGUCCUCACCCAUGGGUGUCGGCACAGGACCUGGCUACCACUACAAGGCCAACCCAUCCGCCACAGUAGGCCUACAAGACCAGAAACCUUUUGGCUUGUACCCAAACCUGCCUCCAGUAGGGGAGAGCUGGGCCAGGGGGAACAGGUAUGGAGAGUCAUCUGGGUUACAGAGGGGUGAUGAUGGACUCCCCUCUGCUGCAGCCUUGGCUACUUUUUCUGUCAGCUUCUCCAGCUCGUCUACCAGAACAGGAGAGACCAGCAGUUCUGCGGUUCCAGGCCAAUCCAAGCCCAGCGGACAGACCCAUAAGAUCUGUUUGGUGUGUUCGGAUGAGGCCUCAGGAUGUCAUUAUGGCGUUGUAACCUGUGGCAGCUGCAAAGUGUUCUUCAAGAGGGCUGUCGAAGGAUGGAGAGCACGACAAAACACAGAUGGCCAACACAACUACCUCUGUGCAGGGAGGAAUGACUGUAUCAUUGAUAAGAUCCGCAGGAAGAACUGUCCAGCCUGCCGCUUCAGGAAAUGUCUUCAAGCCGGAAUGAACUUGGAAGCGAGGAAAAACAAGAAGCUGAUCAAGAUGAAAGUGCACCGCCCCCCUGCGUCAUCAGAGCCCGUCAGCAACAUGCCUGUUCCAGUCAUCCCCAGGUGCAUGCCCCAACUCGUGCCCACCAUGCUGUCUGUGCUCAAGGCCAUCGAGCCAGAGAUCAUCUACUCGGGCUAUGACAGCACUCUGCCUGACACCUCCUCACGGCUCAUGACCACUCUCAACAGGUUGGGGGGACAGCAGGUCAUCUCUGCAGUCAAGUGGGCCAAGUCACUGCCAGGCUUCCGCAACCUGCACCUGGACGACCAGAUGACAUUGCUGCAGUGCUCCUGGCUCUUUCUAAUGUCCUUCAGUCUUGGUUGGAGGUCAUAUGAGCAGUGUAACGGUAGCAUGCUCUGCUUCGCCCCUGAUCUCGUCAUCAACAAAGAGCGCAUGAAGCUGCCUUUCAUGACCGACCAGUGUGAGCAAAUGCUGAAGAUCUGUAAUGAGUUUGUCAGGCUGCAAGUGUCCUAUGAUGAGUACCUGUGCAUGAAGGUCCUAUUACUGCUCAGUACAGUGCCGAAAGAUGGCCUGAAGAGCCAGGCGGUGUUUGAUGAGAUCAGGAUGACGUACAUCAAGGAGCUGGGAAAAGCCAUCGUCAAGAGAGAGGAGAACGCUAGUCAAAACUGGCAGCGCUUCUACCAGCUUACUAAGCUACUGGACUCCAUGCAGGAGAUGGUCGAGGGUCUCCUCCAGAUUUGUUUCUACACCUUUGUGAAUAAAACCCUCAGUGUGGAAUUCCCAGAGAUGCUGGCAGAGAUCAUCACCAAUCAGAUACCAAAAUUCAAAGACGGGAGCGUCAAGCCUCUGCUGUUUCAUCAGAAAUAACUGCCUUAAACUGUGAAGCAAUGACUUAAAUCCUCCUCCAGGAGCACAAUUCCUGUGGCCUCACGCCUCCUAAUCCGGUCCCAGAUUUGGCCAAACUACAAUAGGACACCCCACCACCACCAACCUGUAGCCCUUCCUCUUGGCUAACCAAGAAGAAUUUGGACUCCAGGGGAAAUGUUUUGGCUCUGAAUGUCUUGUGGGCAGGCUGCAUUUUUUUUUUUUUUUUUGUUUACCCAGCCACUUACCCCAUCUUACGUCUCUCCUGCCUCCAGUGUUUUACUGCUGUUUUCACUGACAAGCCAACACCUAGAUCCACCUAGCCAACACCUUUUCCUCCUUCAGCAUGGCACCUAACAUACUGUCCAAUGCGCUGAAUUAUCAACCUGUUGAAGCUUGCCCCAAGUUUGGGUUCCUCUGCUCACCUGCUUGUCUCCGUUUGCCCUUCCCAGCUCCACUGCACAGAGAAUGUAGUGUUCACUUGUUGUGGUUUCCUGAGAACUGUUGGCGAUGAAGGGGACAAACAAAAACACAAAAAAAUUAGAAACAUACUCUGGCAUGAGAGAAUCUUUUUUUUUUCUUCUCCCUGUGAACCCAAGGACAGUGAGGACAAACUGUUUUCAGCUGUGAAUCAGUCACCUUCUCUGAAAUGAAACAGAUCAGAUUAAUAUACCUGACCAAUGGAAGAAAAGAAAAAACAGCUUGAGGAAUA